CUCAAUGUCGGAACGUUCCGAAGAUGACGUCGGAGCGUUCUCGAAUCCCGUGUCUCUCGGCUGCUGCUGCCGAAGGAACAGGGAAAAAGCAACAAGAAGGAAGAGCAAUGGCGACACUGGAUCGCAAAGUGCCCAGUCCGGAGGCGUUUCUGGGCAAACCCUGGUCCUCCUGGAUCGACGCCGCCAAAAUACACUGCUCCGACAAUGUAGAUUUAGAAGAGGCUGGAAAAGAGGGUGGAAAAAGCAGGGAGGUUAUGAGGCUUAAUAAAGAAGAUAUGCACUUAUUUGGCCAUUAUCCAGCACAUGACGACUUCUAUCUCGUAGUGUGCAGUGCCUGUAAUCAGGUCGUCAAGCCACAGGUUUUCCAGUCGCACUGCGAGAGAAGACACGGUUCAAUGUGCAGACCUUCUCCCUCGCCAGCGUCUCCACCCUCCAAUUCCAGGACAGCACUAGUACAGGUGAAAACAAAAGCCUGUCUCAGCGGCCAUAACUCUGCCAGCAGCACCUCAAAGCCAUUCAAAACGCCCAAAGACAAUCUACUUACCUCCAGCAGCAAACAGCACACAGUCUUUUCUGCAAAAGGAUCAAGGGACAAACCAUGUGUUCCGGUUCCUGUAGUCAGUUUAGAGAAAAUUCCUAACCUAGUGAAGGCAGAUGGUGCCAAUGUCAAAAUGAACUCUACAACCACUGCUGCGGUCACCGCCUGUUCCACCUCGUCCUCGGCUGUCUCCACCCCACCCUUGAUUAAGCCGGUCUUGAUGUCCAAGUCAGUGCCACCUUCCCCAGAGAAGAUCUUAAAUGGCAAAGGAAUUUUGUCCUCCACACUAGACAAGAAACACCAAAACGGCACCAAAAACAACAACAAGCCUUACAGGAGACUUUCAGAGAGAGAAUUUGACCCAAAUAAACACUGUGGAGUAUUGGAUCCCGAGACAAAGAAACCUUGCACAAGAUCCCUCACCUGCAAGACACAUUCGCUGAGCCAUCGAAGGGCAGUCCCGGGUAGGAAAAAGCAAUUUGACCUCCUCCUGGCGGAACACAAAGCCAAGUCCCGGGAAAAAGAAGUUAAAGAUAAAGAGCAUCUCCUGACUUCGGCAAGGGAAGUACUUCCGAACCAGUCGGGGUUGGUGCAGGACUCUCUGCCAGGAUCUUCAGGGAGCUCUGGGCUGGAACCUAAAGUCGCAUCCCCUGCAAAAUCCAGGCCACCUAACUCAGUGCUUCCUAGACCAUCCUCUGCAAAUAGUAUAAGCAGCAGCACAUCUUCAAAUAACAGUGGCUGCACUCCCGAACCCCCUCUGCCCCCAGCUGGAGGUGAUCUCGCCAGCCGACUGUCGAGUGAUGAAGGGGAGAUGGACGGAGCCGACGAAUCCGAGAAGUUAGACUGUCAGUUUUCCACCCACCACCCCAAACCUCUUGCGUUUUGCUCAUUUGGGAGUCGCCUCAUGGGACGAGGGUACUAUGUGUUUGAUAGAAGAUGGGAUCGUUUUCGAUUAGCACUAAACUCCAUGGUAGAAAAACACUUGAAUUCGCAGAUGUGGAAGCACAGAAACCCGAGUCACAGGGCAUCAGGUCCCUCCCCCCUUUUCAGGACUUGCCUAACCAAUCUGCUGUCACUGAGCAACAUUGGGGCUGCCUGGGUGUCAACUCUGGAGAGCGUAGCACCCCGCUGCCCUCUCAACCUCGCUGCCCAAACCCCAGGCCCCGACGGGCCCGAACCUGGAGGGAUGGCAGCCGAUGGGGGCGUGGAAGACAUUAGGAAGAAAAGGAACGGCCAAGACUCUUUUUUCUUUAACAAGCAUUUAACUCUGCAUCAGGAGACGCCAACACAGUAUUCUCUUUCAGCCAGGAAGAUCCCUCCUGCGGCAGAUAGCCCCAUGCCCUCGCCAGCAGCCCACAUCACCACCCCUGUUCCAGCAUCCGUUUUACAGCCUUUCAGCAACCCCAGUGCUGUGUAUCUUCCUUCAGCUCCCAUCAGCUCGAGACUCACCUCUUCUUACAUAAUGACAUCAGCCAUGCUCUCAAAUGCAGCUUUUGUGGCAUCGCCGGACCCAAGUGCCCUCAUGUCACACACCACAGCUUUCCCUCAUGUGGCUGCAACCCUCAGCAUCAUGGACUCAACCUUCAAGGCCCCAUCCGCUGUGUCCCCGAUACCAGCUGUCAUCCCUUCCCCAUCCCACAAGCCAUCCAAAACCAAAACCAGCAAAUCCUCAAAAGUCAAAGACCUGUCAGCCCGUAGCGACGAGUCUCCAAGUAACAAAAAAAGGAAGUCGCAGUCCUCGACUUCCUCCUCCUCAUUCUCCUUCCAGACAUCCCUAUCGUCUCCAUUAUCAGGACCCCACAAAAAGAACUGUGUUUUGAAUGCCAGUUCAGCUUUGAACUCCUAUCAGGCGGGCCCUCCCUAUAACAGUCUGUCUGUGCACAACUCAAACAAUGGGGUGAGCCCACUCAGUGCCAAACUGGAGCCCUCAGGACGGACCUCGCUGCCCGGCGGCCCCGCGGACAUAGGGAGACACGUGGGCUCGGUGGGCAGCAGCAGUGACUCCUGUCCCCUCUCGGUGCCCUCACUUGCAGGGGACCUCUCUCUGGCCUCACACAAUGCCGUGUCUUCUCUGCCCCUCUCUUUUGACAAAUCAGAAGGAAAAAAGCGUAAGAACUCGAGUUCUAGUAGCAAAGCCUGUAAAAUCACUAAAAUGCCUGGUAUGAACAGCGUUCACAAAAAGAACCCGCCCAGCCUUCUCGCACCGGUGCCCGAUCCUGUAAACAGCGCCUCCUCUCGGCAGGUUGGGAAAAAUAGCAGCCUAGCUUUGUCACAGUCCAGUCCUUCAACUAUAUCCAGCCCAGGACACAGCCGACAGAAGACCACAAACAGAAUGGGCAGGAUAAGGACUCUUCCAUAACAAGACUGUGAAGCCACUUCCAAACCAAUUCCUGGCCACCGGCUCCCACCCCAGGAGGCCACGGGGAACUGGGGAAGGAGAGAGGGAAGUGGGCAGUGGGGGAGUCCAUUUCCUGGGCCCUGACUGUGGCUCUGGCCUUUCUUCCUCUUUUUUUAAUGACCAAUUUUUAGUUUUGGAGAAAAAGAAAAAGGCAAAAGAACGUGAAUUUGAGAUUUACAGAAAACAAUACCAGUGUUUUGUUUCCGUUGUCUUUCGUUUGCCACAUGUACGCAUUCUUCCAAGAGUGGGGUCACUCCUCCAGCCUCUGAUUCCACUACUGACACCAUCAUUUUGCUCCAGCCAUGAGAGCAGAUAGUGCAGGGUUUUAGUUCCUGGUGGGCAUCAUCGGAAACCUUUGAACUUUAGCACCUACAGUGCUCCUUUCCUUGUCCUCUCCUACCCAUCCUUCCCAUCCCCUCCUACCUACCACUCACUGGGUCCCCAAGCUCCCCUCUGGACAGUGUGCUGGGGGAGGGGCUUGCUGGGGAGCUGAGGGCAGAGGCAGGAGGCUGAGCCAAGGGCACUUGUCAGGUUUCUGUGAUGCACCAGCACAGCGGGAACCAGAUGCUAUGGGUGAAAUUGAGAAGAUCCACCUUUUAAUGGUGUAGUUGCCACAAUACCACUGUCCUGUUGUGCAUCUCAGAAAAAAUAUACUGGGUCAGGUCUGGAAUGGGCCUGGGAGAUGGCAGGAAGCAGAGCACAGGUAUAGGGGAAGAUCCUUCAAAAGAUGCAGGUGACUGUGGUCUCUGAGCUUGUUAGGAAUCCAUGCUGUAAAUUACCUUCCUGGGCACUGUGUACAAGGGCCCAAAGCUAGGCAAGCCAGAAAGGGAAGCAUUCCAGGGGAAAAGGCACGUGACCCUAGGAAGCUACUCAGAGGCAUAAUGUCCACAGCUGUGGAAGUUCUCAAACUGCCCUCAAGGGCUAGUAGGCAAGGGAACAGGUAGGACAGGAAGGAAGGAUCUGGGGGGAAAGCUUCUACGGAGGGUUAAGUAUCAAAGCCCUGAUGAGGAUAAAUACUGGCAUGGCCCCACUACCUCCACAGGGCCCUGUGAGUCAGCAUGCCCUUAGAUUAGCAUGUGUGGGUUAUCAGAGGCCCCAACUCAGACAGAACCACUCCAAGGCGUAGGAAGGCAUAGCCACCACCUAGUGAAGAAGAGCCAUUGGGAAGAGAGAGGCUGGAGCCCUGCAGCUAUGAAACCGUUCACACUGGAGUUUUGAAAGAACAGCAAUGCCAUAAGCUCUAAUCAGGUAUCAUAGGAAAAGAACUCACAAUAUAGAGGACAUGUUCUGUGCUGUUCAUGAAACUCUGCAAAUAAUAUAAUGGCAUGGAUAGUAGGAGGUUUUGCUUCAUCCCUAAAUCAGAAAUGAAUGCCAGUUUUGCAACUGGGCACAAACCCUCACCCCUACUCUGUUUCCUUUUCUUUCCCAUCCCCCCUUCCCAAAGAUCAGACUACUGUUAAGUUUUCACCACACAAUUGCAUUUUACAAAGACGGGAGGCAAACGGAGUGAUUUGCAUCAAUGGAAUUGCACUGACAGUGUUUCUUAUAGGAUUACUAAAGUUUUUUAAUAUAAAAUAAAGAUUUUUUAAAAAAUCAUGAGUUGAUAUUAGGUACUAGGACAUUAGUUCAGAUGAUUUCAUUUUUAUUUCUACAGUGUUAAAAGUGCACUUAUAUGCUGGUUUAUUUACGUCUUGGGAAAAAGAGACUGCAAAUUGAAGGGAAGAUUAUGUUACUUUUUCUUUUUUUAAAAAAAAGGUUAAGGCAGAUUUUAAGACUUAUAAAUGUUUAAGAAAUUAUAAACAAGGUUAGACCCUUUGAAAAAAGUUUAGAAGAUAUUCUUAAAGUAAAUUUUUAUAGUGUUAAUUUUGUAAUAUUUAUGUUUUACUAUAUUACAGAGCUAACUGACCAGAAUAGUUUCAGAAACAAUAUGAAACUUAGGAAAGUUUAAGCAAUGUUUAUAUUUUUAAAAUGUUCUUUGAAUUAUGUUUUUAUUGUACAUUUCUUCAGACUGAAAAGUAUGUACAUAUCUUUGUUAUUUUUGCACAAUUUUUGUCUUGUUCGGUUUUAGAAGUCUGUUUUUUUAUAAUUUAUUUUGAGUUGUAAAACUUCCAGGAGUAAAAACAAAACAAAACAAAAAAAAUCUCGGCAACAAAAUAACCCUCUGAUUUAUAAACUCUUACAUUCAAAGAGGGAAAACAAAGGUUGAGAGAUUAAGUGGCUGCUUCUGAGAAAUAAUGUCUCGACAGGGACUAGAAAAGCAAUUCAAUAAUAGGUUUAAAUAUUUUAGCUCUCUACAUCUUGAAUUGCAAUCUGGAAUAAAGAGGCUCCCCACCGAAUGCUGCUGACUUGGUAAAAGACUGACCCUGACCAAGGUGAGGACAUUUCCGGAAAACUGAGCAAAAAGGGAAAACCCACGGUAUUUCUUCCUUCACAAUCAACCGCAGGUUUACUUUAUAAUGUAUUUAAAACUCAGCUUGAAAAAUGCAAAUAAAAGGUUUUCUUUGGGUUUGUU
Pteropus alecto (black flying fox) is the source of this 5448-nucleotide messenger RNA. It is a transcript of the gene ATXN7L1, whose product is annotated as ataxin 7 like 1. The record is from RefSeq and is a predicted model, not a curated record. NCBI's taxonomy places the organism in Eukaryota, Metazoa, Chordata, Mammalia, Chiroptera, Pteropodidae. The transcript is spliced from 13 exons. The coding region runs from base 24 to 2897 and encodes 957 amino acids.